Messenger RNA from Notechis scutatus (mainland tiger snake), 2008 nucleotides. It is a transcript of the gene KLHL30, whose product is annotated as kelch like family member 30. The record is from RefSeq and is a predicted model, not a curated record. Gene Ontology annotation, molecular function: protein binding. NCBI's taxonomy places the organism in Eukaryota, Metazoa, Chordata, Lepidosauria, Squamata, Elapidae.
GCCAAGGGUCAAGGCAAGCUCUCUUCCAAACAUUCUCCCAGAACAGACGUUGCCUGCAUGUAAAAGAAGUGAAUAAGGACUGGGAAAAUUAUUUUCUAUUAGGAGCAUCUAAAAUCAUUUCCAAGUACAGAAUUAGAGCCUUUUGCAGAAUAUUACCAUGGUGAGGAACAUUGAUGACUUCGAUUUUUGCCUUCCAUCCCAUCCUCAAUCUAUUCUGGAAGGAUUACAGACCUUACGUUCCAACCCAAAACUCUCGGAUGUCACUUUGAUUGUUGGGGAAUAUGAAUUCCCUUGCCACCGCAGUAUCCUGGCCCUCUGUAGUCAGUACUUCAAUGCUAUGUUUUCAGGUGACUUUAUGGAAAGCUUUUCAGCACGUGUAGAGAUCAAAGAAGUAGAUCCCAUCACUAUGGAGUCCUUGCUUAAUUUUGCUUACACAGGAAAAGUGACUAUCAAUCAGGGGAACGUGGAAGCCUUGAUUAGGACAUCCAGCCAACUCCAUUUCCCCAUCAUCCAGAAAGUUUGCAGUCGGUACUUGAGACAGCAGAUGGAUGCAACUAACUGUUUGGGCAUUUGUGAGUUUGGAGAGAUGCAUGGCUGUUCGGAGAUUUCAUCUGAGGCGUGGUCAUUUUUGCAAGAAAAUUUUGAACUUGUAUCUCAACAGGAAGAGUUUCUUCAACUAUCCAAAGAGAGGCUAAUUAUUUAUCUGUCAAACAACCUACUGCAAGUACAAAAAGAACAGAGCUUAGUUGAAGCUGUGUUCAGGUGGGUCAAGUAUGAAAAAUUGGCCAGAGUGGUGCACCUUCCAGAGCUUCUUGACUUAGUGCAUUUGGUUUCAUUGCCAGAUCAGUAUCUGCAAAACAUGUUGUCAUCUGAACCACUGAUUCAAGAAUCAGAAGCUUGCCAGGCUAUCAUUGCUAGACAUCGGAGCACGGCAGAGAAUAAGCCCUUUGUCCAGCAGAGACUGAAGGCUCUUCCACAGAAGCUAGAAGAGGUGCUGGUGGUUGUGGGAGGCAGAGCUUUGGAAGAAAAUGAUGAAGAUGAAGAGCCACUACACUUCUCCAGAAAUUUUGCUUUUUAUAAUACUAACACUAAAACAUGGAUUGCUUUGCCUGAUUUUCCAGAUUAUAAUAAAUGGGGCUUUUCUAUGAUUGCUCUGAACAACAACAUUUACAUUACAGGUGGCUCCAGAGGUUCACAAAAUGACACCUGGUCUACAACACAGUCUUGGUGCUUCUGCCUUAAGAAUGGUGUCUGGAAGUCCAUUGCUCCAAUGCUGAAGCCGCGAACAAAUCAUGCCAAUGCUGUUCUCAAUGGAGAGAUCUAUGCCAUUGGUGGAACCACUAUGGACAUUGUGGAAGUAGAAUGCUAUGAUCCUUAUAAUGACAGCUGGUGCUUUGUCAGUCCUGCUUUGAAGUAUGUCAGUAAUUUUGCUGUAGCCGGAUGUCUUGGGAAGUUGUACCUCAUUGGUUCUUGUGCUAUCAAAUACAAUACAUUGACCCUCCAAUGUUACAACCCUGCUAUUGAUGUCUGGAGUAUAAUUGCAUCUCCCUUUCUCCCCAAGUAUCUCUCUGCUCCUUGCUGUGCCUCUUUGCAUGGAGUCAUUUACCUUAUUGGUGAUAAUACAAAGAAAGUCUAUGUGUACGAUCCGGAUGCUAACAUAUGGCAGAAGGUGCAGCAGCUUCAUACUUUGCAUGAAAAUGGUGGAAUGGUACCACUUGGUGGUAAGCUCUUUGUCACCGGUGGCUACUGGAAAGGUAUGGAUGGUGACUAUCAAGUGGAGAUGGAAAUGUAUGAUUGUGCCAAGGAUGUUUGGACAAGGGAAGGGUCACUUCCUUGUUUAUGGCUCUACCAUGCAUCUUCUUCUAUCUUCAUGGAUACUUCCAAGUGGAGAGAACCUUUCCAGUCAUGAGUCUGUGGAGAUUCUCCAUCAUCCAGGUUGUGGUUGUCCCAAAGGUGUUUUUCAGGAGGCAACUGGACUUUCUUGUUUUUUUUUCUUUUGAAGAAGUUU